AGCGAUCAUCACCUUGAUUGUUUCCUCACACUCUCAAACCCUUCACAUCAUCACACAUCAUGGCACCUACACCUUCAUGGGUCAAAGACCUCAAGCCUGCGGGCCCCCAAGGCACCGAGCUGUUGUCGCAAGAGCGAGCAAAGUCCAACGUCAAUGUCGAGGCACUGUCGACGUUCCUGUUCACACAAGAAGGACUCGACCGAAAGCAGAAGAUCCUCAAGAUCCUGCAGAACGAGAAGGUCUUUGACAAGUCGCAGAACUACUUUGCUGGACGCAUUGACAGAUUCGAGACGGCACUGGCCAGAGCAAAGAGACUCCGACAGCUGCAGGUCAAGCACGGCUGGACCGACCAGGACAAGACGGUCGCCAAUGACCUGAUCAGUGAGCCUGGUCCGUACGGCCUGCACGAGAGCAUGUUCUUGAUCACCCUUCGCGACCAAGGCACACCCGAGCAGCACGAGAAGUUCCUGAAGAAAGCACAAAACUACGAAUACAUUGGUUGUUACGCCCAGACCGAGCUCGGCCAUGGCUCAAACGUACGAGGACUCGAGACAACAGCAACAUGGAGUGCCGAGGACAAGACUUUCAUCAUCAACUCGCCCACCCUGACUGCCAGCAAGUGGUGGAUCGGCUCUCUCGGCCGCACUGCCAACCACGCCGUCGUCAUGGCUCAGCUGUACAUCAACAACAAGCCCUACGGCCCCCACCCCUUCGUCGUCCAGAUCCGUGAUCUCAAGACACACCAGCCGCUCGAGAACAUCCACAUUGGUGACAUUGGUCCCAAGUUCGGUUACAACACCAUGGACAACGGUUUCCUGCUGUUCAACGAGGUCAAGGUGCCUCACAUCAGCAUGUUGGCUCGCUUCUCCAGCGUCGACCCUAGCACCAGCAAGUACUUGCGUCCUGCCUCGCCUUCGCUCAUCUACGGUACCCUCACCUGGGUUCGUAGCACCAUCGUCUUGCAGUCUGGUAGUGUCCUCGCUCGUGGUGUUACCAUCGCCACUCGUUACGCUGCCGUCCGUCGUCAAUUCCAGGACCGUGAUGCUCAAGAUCCAAAGUCGGACGAGAACCAAGUUCUCAACUACACAACUGUUCAGAUCAGACUUCUGACUCUGCUCGCAACCUGCUACGCCCUGCACUUCACAGGUCGCGGUAUGAUGCAGCUUUACGAGGCCAACCAGAAGAAGAUGAGCCAGGAUGCUGGCAAGGCUAGCACCUCCAAGCGGGGUGCAGGCCCCGAGGAAGUCACUCCUGGCAGCGACCUGCUCGCCGACCUCCACGCCACUUCCUGCGGUCUCAAGUCACUCGCCUCAUCCACCGCCGUCGACGGCCUCGAGGUCUGCCGUCGCGCUUGCGGUGGUCACGGUUACAGCAACUUCUCAGGUAUCGGCCCCUGGUACGCCGACUACCUCCCCACCGCCACCUGGGAAGGCGACAACUACAUGUUGACCCAACAAGUAGCCCGCUACCUACUCAAGGCCGCCCGCAGCGUCCUCAAGGGCAACGAACCCACAAACGACACGACCGCCAUCCUCGCAAACUUCCUCGCCAAGUCCGAAACCGGCGCCGCCUUCAACAUCAUGGACAAGGACGAAGAUUUGGUUUCCGCUUUCGCAUGGAGAUCAGCCUUCCUAACUUUCGAAGCUCUCAAGCACAGAGAUGAGAACAAGAAGGCCUGGAAUGACUUGCUCGUUGACUUUUACCGUCUGUCUCGCGCACACUCGCAAUACAUGGUCGUCAAGAACUUCUACGAAGCCCUCAACUCGUCUUCUGUAAACUCCGAGCUGGACCCCGAAACCAGAGAACUCAUGCACAAGCUCUUCCGCCUCUACGCCCUGCACACCCUCGAAUCCGAGGCUUCCGAAUUCUACACUUCCGCCGCCGUCACAGUCCGUCAGAUCCAACUUGCUCGCACAAAUGCCGUUAUGAAAUUGUUGGCCGAGAUCCGCCCUCACGCCGUGAGAUUGGUUGACGCAUGGGCUUUCCCCGAUUGGCAGCUCGAUUCAUCACUCGGUCGCUACGACGGCAAAGUGUAUGAGGAUAUGUUCUACCGUGCCAGCGAGUUGAACCCUUUGAACGCAAUCACAGUGGACCCGUACCCGAACAGUGAGGUUCUGUUCAAGACCAACGACAGCGAUAAGUUCAAGAGCAAGCUUUGAGAAGAAAUAAAUAUCCAGAGGGUAUGUAACAAAAACAAAAGGGAUUUGGAUGGAGGUUUUAGAAAUGACGCUCUUUCUCCCUCUCCCUGCUCUUUUCAUGAUGAUUUUUCUUUUCCUCCCGACAAAUGUACUACCUUUUCAUCACGAUUAUAGCUCGCGCGACAAACCUGCAAAGAAUGAAAUGAAAUUUUGAACAAAAUACUUCUCCUCCCUUGUCAAAUCUUUCCUUUUCUCCAUCUC
Aureobasidium pullulans EXF-150 is the source of this 2399-nucleotide messenger RNA. RefSeq names its product acyl-CoA oxidase. The record is from RefSeq and is a predicted model, not a curated record. Gene Ontology annotation, molecular function: FAD binding; fatty acid binding; acyl-CoA oxidase activity. Lineage: Eukaryota; Fungi; Ascomycota; Dothideomycetes; Dothideales; Saccotheciaceae. The coding region runs from base 60 to 2159 and encodes 699 amino acids. Gene Ontology annotation, biological process: lipid homeostasis; fatty acid beta-oxidation using acyl-CoA oxidase. Gene Ontology annotation, cellular component: peroxisome. The transcript has 2 exons.